Molecule: messenger RNA, 711 nt
Organism: Cynara cardunculus var. scolymus (artichoke)
Lineage: Eukaryota; Viridiplantae; Streptophyta; Magnoliopsida; Asterales; Asteraceae
Product: putative protein TPRXL
Exons: 1
Coding region: 1-711 (236 amino acids)
Source: RefSeq, a predicted model, not a curated record
AUGAAGGCUGCUUCCAAUCUCAUUAUGUGGUUAGCCAUGGUUCUACUGGUCAGCCUAGCCAUGGUCUUGGGUUUAGUCUUGCUUCUCUUAGCUGAGCUCUACUGCUCUCCCCUCAUCAGCCGCUGCUGCUGCCACCACCACCUUCAACCAACCACCACCACCGGAAACGACUCCGAUGGACAUUCUCAAUCCCACUCAGAUGCUUCUCCUUCACCUCUUCAUAGCCUUACCACUCCUACUGAUACUAGUGAUGACAUAGAAAAACAACUCCAUCAGCCGCCGGAAAAUCAAGAUUCCGGCAGAACCCAACACCAAGAUAAGUCUGGUCAAGGUAAGGUGGCAACCGGAAAACGUUGCUCAGGUGAUUCUGUUAAUGGGUGUUCAAUUGUUUACAUUUCUAAUCCGAUUUUUGAUGAUGAGAAUGGAAGGGGAAGUACGGUGGCCGGUGAUGAUGAUGAUGAUGAUAAAACUCCGUUUGAGACACCGGACACCUCACCAUCCCGGUUGGAGACGGAAGAUUCCUCCGGCGAUGAGGAAAUAUCAUCAAGUAGAACGCCGUUAACACCCAUGAAAAAGCUACCGGCGGGGGCGUGUACGGUGGCUCAGAAAGAUGGCGGUCGGUUGAUGGGGGCUUGGGGUAGUGACACCAAUAGUAAGAAUGAUGUUUCUUCUUCUUCUUCAUCAACUCCUUCUACUUCCCCUUCAUUGUGA